AUGAGUUAUACUGAAACCACUAUCCGAAGCUAUCUUGGAUCCUCACUUCAAGGCCCCAACUUCUCCAACCAAACCAAUACCGAGAACGAUAAACAUGUUGCUGAAGAAGAAGCGGACGGAAUCCUAUACGACUUCAUUUCGUUUCUGGCACUUGUUUCCCGCUCAACCUCUUAUACAGACUGGACAUCGAUUGGGAUGAACUUGGUCCACAUCUCCACAAGCAACAUCGCCCUGGCAGAGAGAAAGAGAUACGGUUCUAGUUUUUCAAUCUCUCUGGUUGAUAGGAAAGAUCUUUCUGCAAUGCUACCGCAUGACAUGGCCCAUUUGAACCUCCCUCGGCUGUUAGCAGUGAAGACGCCUAUCCUCAAUUCGCCGUUGGGAGCACGGAGAAAUCGGCACAUCUUUGACUCCAUGACGAGAGAAUAUGAAAUUUUGAAUCAUAAAUCCCUCAAGAAACACGAAAACAUUGUCCGAUUAAUUGGUUGCUGCUGGAGAACCGUUGACAUGGAGUCCGACCUCACAGUUCCCAAUCUUGUGCUUGAGGGUGCUGACCUUGGCGACCUCGAGGACUUUUACCAGCGCCAUGGGGGGACCAUUACCAUGCGCAAGCGGCUUGGACUCUGCAUCGAUGUUGCUACGGGAGUGGAGGCCCUUCAUCUUGCUGGCAUCCUGCACGGGGAUAUCAAGCCCCGAAAUAUCCUGGUCUUUAAAAAUCAAGACCGAGGCUUUAUUGCCAAGAUAGCCGAUUUCGGCUCGUCUAUCCCAUUAUACCAAUCCACAUUUCCCCGAAAGGCAUGUCCUGGAACAAGGCUGUUUGCUGCACCAGAACUGGUUAAUAGCUCAGGAGACCAUAGCAGAGACGAGCUUUUGAAGGCAGAGAUCUAUACCCUAGGGCUUGUCUUCGUGCUCUUGGUCAGGGGGCUCCAUACGCUAGAUAAGCUGCGUUCAGCGAGGUCAGAGGAUGUUGCAAGCCUUAAAGAAGCAGGAGAAUUAGCCGAUUGGAUAUUGCAGGAAGACGAAUAUCGCCUGUUUGAUCCCAUGGCGAGACCUACAUUCGGGAAGCAGGCAAGUGAGCGAGAGCGUCAGCGCGGCAUUUGGCGUUGGUUGGAAACUCAGGAAUAUAACAGAGCUCAUGCCCUGUGGGCACGGGGGAAAGUUCCCAGCUUUGAAAAUGUUUUUGUUGACAAGGACUGGAUUACGUUGGCCAAUGCACGGCUGAAGAGUGAAAAAUCUGAGACGCUGUUUUCAGGUCUUGUUAAUCGCAUCAUGUCGGCGCAGCCGAGCAGGCGACCAGUCGAUGUACAUCAUGUCCUCCAAGACCUGAGGCAGAUUUUGACACUGGAACUACGUGCUCUAUACGACCCGAAUCACCCACACCAGAUGCUAUAUGAAAAACAACUCGCAUCAAGUCGAAGGCGGCUCAACCCGGGGGGUUUGCAUGAGGGCGUUAACAUAUCUUACUUAAAUCUUCAGGAAAUCGACUCUAUCAUUCUGAACCACGUCCUGUCAUACGGGAGGCCACGCUUUGUUCGCGACUUUUACUUCAUAUGGCGAUUUGGGGGUAUCGCCAAGUUUCCAAAGCAACAUCGCCCUCCUACUCGCUCUCGGUGGUUGGGGUUACGACACCAAACUCAAAAAAGAGCCCAGCGUUACAUGGCUCGGCAAAAAUAUGAGGUCAAGGGUUAUAUAAAACUAGUCGUAAAAAAAUGGAGCCGGGAUCACCAGAAAUUCAAAGAGCAAAAAUGGGCAGACACGGGUGAAGUUUUCCAGGCGACCCUAGACGAAAGAUAUACCUCACUCUUGCCAGAAAGUGUUCGAAAUGAAGUUAUCCGGCAACUUCAAUACAUUGCUGAUUCUCCCGGAGAAAUUCAAAGCCGUCGUCUUCUUGCUUGCUUUGAACAUGCACUCAUGACUCUGUGCUACGAUGAUGCCUCCAGAACCGACCCAGAGCUGAUCCCAACAGCUCUUAACUACAUGUUACAUGCUGCAGCUUCGGGGCAUCAGCCGGCUCAGAGUCUCGUCGGUAGAUUAUUUGGUGUAUUUGGCCAUGAACUGCCCAUUGGUCGCGAUACGGAGACUAAAUGGCUAUUCCAGGCCUCUCUACGAGGCAGCCUCACUGCUAUGAAGCGACUCCAGAUGCUGAAUCCCGCUGUACAUCAGCAAGCAGACCGCUUAAUCCGAUUUAAACACAAUGGCUCUUUUGUUGAGGGUGAGGUAUGGAAGGACACAGAAUAUUUGCUCUUUUUAAUCUCAGCUGGCCUGGCAGAUGUCCCGCCAGGCUUCGUACAUAAUCUGGCGGCACACGGCCAGCUGGAGAGUCUUCGAAGACUCUCCCAUCUCCCCCACCAAACUUUCAACACCCAAAAUGGCCUGGGCGAGACACCGCUAGUUGCUGCAUGUCGCUGCGGCCAUGCGAAUAUUGUACAGCUCCUCCUCACGCUCGGUGCAGACCCAUCAAUUGGAACAUUUGGCAAUGUUCAUCCGUUACACUUUCUCAGCGCUUUUCCCGACGAGGAUAUACCUCAGAUCUCAGAUCUUCUUCUACGGCAUGGUGCGGAAUUGGAAAUUUAUUCUCAGAGGGGAAGCGUUUACAAACAAGGAAUUGAUGGCCGAUUCGGUGUAGACGAAGGGACGCCUCUUCUAUGGUCAGUCAUAACAGGCAACGUUGUUGCCAUCCAAGAGUUGCUAAGACAUGGCGCCAAUAUCUUCUCGUACAUACAUCUGCAUGAAUGGGAGAUGACCAGUGAGGUGGUCAUCCACUGUUCUCCGCUCGAAAGUGCAAUCGCCAUGUACAGGUAUAAUAUCGUCAACCUUUUGCUGUCGUCCUGCACAAACAGGGAGGAAUUAUUGCGCGGCUUAAACGAUCUUCGACUAGUAGGCCAAAGGGUCAGAGCCACUCCAUUACUGAUGGCUUUGGAGAAGCAAACUGUCUCACGGCUGAGUCCCAUGUUGCUCCAUGGGCACCUUCGUCAUCAUGCUCAAUUAAGAACGGUCGAGAUGUUGCUUCACUAUGGUUCAGAUCCCCUUCGACUCAGUCAAGAGCAAUCGGGUGAAUCCACUCAUGCAAUCGAAGUUGUCUGUCAGGAUGAUAAUCUUCUUCUUCUCGAUUUUCUCUGGAACUACGAUGGGACCAGACUGCGACCACCCCCAAGACUGUACUUCAAAUGCGUUUUGUUGGCCAUACAAAGAUCGAAGCGGACUAUAUUCGAUUUUCUAUUGUCACAUCAGCACGACAUUGCUCAGGUCACCGAAACUCGCAAAUUGAAACUGGAACUGUUAGAAAAAACAUGCAGUUUGUCUACUGAUACACACUACGUAUCUUCUGUCGUCGAUUCAAUCGUUCAUGGAUUGCCAUUAGCUCCUUCUGCAGCCACAAUCAAACCUGAUUUUACCCAGCCGCUGUUGAUUGCUCUUAUGGCAGGAAAUACUGAAGCUUCCAGAUUACUCUGCCAGUAUGGCCAUUGCAACCUCACUAAGGGGCCAGAUAACCUCUCGAUGCUGGCGAGUGUGAUUGUACUUGAUGCAACGUCCCCUAUCGUCAAGGAUAGAGUCGAUCAUCUGCUGCACUUGGUUUCCUCAUUCUUUCCUCCGGCAUUAAAGAGGAAAUUAUUUUGGAAGUGCGCAUCUUACAAUGCUCAUGGACGGCGUGGCCAACUCACAGCCUUUCAGUUCGUCUUCGCACGCCGAGAAAUCGCGCAUGAUACGACUAUUAUUCCUGCGACAGCGAAUUCAGAAAUUUGGCGCAACCUCCUCCGGGCUUUCAACGAACCGGAUUUCCUCAAUGCUCAGGUUGAUCCCCGGUCUCCUGAUUUCCCCGGUGACACCGCCCUGCACAUGGCCGCACGAGCAGGCUGCAUGAAGGAGAUCAGCGAUAUGCUUGCCGGUCAGUACGGAGGCUCUUUUGAACUCAGCCUUGUCAACAGGCACAAUGAGACUGUUCUGGACGUGUGCAUAGCGCACCAUGAGAUCCUUGUCAAUGAAGUCGAAGACCGACUUAUGCAUUUAGGUACACUGUCUACCGAGGGCGCAUUGUUGAAGAAGAUCAGGGACCUUCAAGCGACUGAUAUUGCCCAGCUUCUCCGCUUGGAAGUUGGUAGUCUAAUUCCGUUCGUCGACGUCCCAUCAGACUAUGGUAAAGUCUUGUCGGAGGAAAUGGAUGAUUUUAUCCAAAAGCUAGAUUAA
Molecule: messenger RNA, 4182 nt
Organism: Aspergillus udagawae
Lineage: Eukaryota; Fungi; Ascomycota; Eurotiomycetes; Eurotiales; Aspergillaceae
Exons: 5
Coding region: 1-4182 (1393 amino acids)
Biological process (GO): peptidyl-threonine phosphorylation; peptidyl-serine phosphorylation
Molecular function (GO): ATP binding; protein serine/threonine kinase activity; protein binding
Source: RefSeq, a predicted model, not a curated record